GUUAAUAUCACAUGUGGUAAAAAUGUAAUUCUUCAGACGCUUAUAAAAAAUGAUUAUACAUCUACUUUUGAGUUUUUUAUUAUUUACUUUAAUGACAACAUAGAGUCACACUAAAAGAAUUAAAUCGAUUUGGUGAAAAUUACAGGUUCGGCAUAAAAAUCCUUGUUGUUCCUUGUUUUUCUUUAAUUUUUUGUUUUUUCCUGUACGCUUGUUGACUCCCUAAAUACCAAAUAUAAUAUCAAAGCAUUUUGAUUGCCACAAAAUGUUAUAAAAAAAACUCUCAUCAUCGUAAAAGCAAUAUAUUCAUUCCUAAAAUUAUUGAAUGAAAAAAAAUGUGGCUUUUACAGAGUACCUAUAUAGACAUAAAUACAUAUUUAGAUACUUUACUUUAUAUAAUUUUAAAUUAGGUAAUAAAAGUAGAAAUUAAUUCCUAAUGAAGAAGACAUAAUCAAUUAAAUUAUGGGUAUAUAUAUAUAUUACAUAAUAUAUGUUAGUAUAUAAGAUCAUUAUAUUUUAAAGUAAUGCUACAAAAGAGCCUAACUCUGUAUUUUAUUUGGUAUUGGUGAUAAUAUAGUAUAAGCUAACAGACCGUAUUUGCACAGAAUUGUUUUUCCUAUACAUCCGCUUUUCAUUUUUUUUGUUUUAUUUCUAGUCAUCGAGUUAUAGGGGAACAGGUGACGACGACGAAGACUGCGAAGACGUGGCCAACGACAAUAUCCCACCGUCGAACACCAUCCUGAUGUCGAUGAUCGAAACGGAAAAACCUGGUGACUUGAAGCUCAACUAUUUCAGUUUUGCGGUAGAAAAAAUCGAACUCAAGGACGAGAUCGCACCGACCAUUGAGUCAAAGGUUGACGCUGAAAAGGCUGCUGCUGCUACAGACAUGGAUUUUCACAAGCUACCGAAUCUACAAUAUUUGCUGGAACGUUAUAAUACUAUUAAUAUUCCGAACCAUUCAACAUUUUGUACUGAUCAGGUGCUAGAACAACCUACAUAUGUUUCAAACGAUAAAGCACCGGAGAUCAAAGCACCCUUCGGAAUGCUAAAUUUGUAUCAGAUAAUUCAAAAAUUCGAACACGAACACAAUUGUGAAUUUAUAUUUUUACCAUCCUCCAUUGGUAAAGAUUUAUUAUAUUACACCGAAAACGCGGACCUGGGUUUAGAUCCGUCGCACACAGUCAGUAAUAAUAUCAUGGAUGUUUUGCGUUAUCCCUUGCGAUAUGGUCUUAUACCGGCGAUAUAUGGGAUAGAUCUUGAAAUGUUUCUAGCAUCUGUUUUCUUAAAAUAUAAAUUUGAUUCCAAAUCUACACGUCGGCUUAAGACUAAAACUCUUGAAGGUAAGGUCACAUUUAAAUUCAUAGAAGGUGAAAUCGAAGCAUUAGUCUUCGACUAUUGGAGCCGGUCUACCGUCGAUCUUAUAAAUUACGACGAAAGCGUCUCUAGACCGGAUUUAAAAGACCUACUUCAGUAUUUGUUCAGGAAAUUGUACGGUACGACCACGGUUGUCCAGAAAAAUGAAGUCGCUUUUUUUUUGUGGAAUUUAAGAAAAUUCGCCAAGUUUGAUCUGAGUAAAGACAUCAUAUCGGCAAAUUGUCUAUAUUUUCUUAAAACACAUAUAUCGACUGUCUGGCCAGAGAUCUCGCACAACGACAUGAUUCUGUGGAGCAUUUUUUUUAACGAAAUGAAUGUGCACCAUCUCCUGAUGGAACAUACCAUUUCAACGAUGUUCAAAACAUUAGAUCGUCGUUUCGAAUUUAUUAUGAGUAAGGCUGCGCAAGUGAGGGCGAUCCGGCGGAAAUCAUCAUACUCCUUUAGUCUGUGGAACGUCGCUACUACCGUUUCUGGUGAACGUAAAAGAACUGUAUGUAAAAAUGAUGUAAUGAUAAAGAUUUUACCAGAAUUAUACGAAAAACUCAACAAUCACCACAAUGAGUUGGCCGCCGCGAUUGAUAAUUUUUAUUAUUAUCACAUUUUUUUGUUAUCGCGAUAUACAAUCUUACACAACAUUGACGUUUCCACUAGAAUCUUGAAGUCUACCUCGAUCCAAGGGUUUCUGGAUGAACAGCGUAACCGCCCAAAUCACAAAAUUUGUCAGCUAUUGAUAUUAUCCAUGUCAGAAUAUAUCCAAUCUAUGAUCGUUUUGUGCUUUCGGCGGUUGUACAUACGGGACAGUGAUACAUUUGAGGCCGAGUUCGAGAUUACCGAGUUUGAACAGUCGUUGUACCAGUCACUGAAUGAGUUGAUCUGCGACAGAAUGAACUUCGCGCUGUCAACGGUUAAUGAUCGCGAAGGUCUUGGUGGUGACCCCGAACCCGAACUCUUGCUAUACGCGUACAUGUACGGCCUUACCAGGAGAGAAAGUGUAUCAAUGCAAUGCAUUGAACUCAAUUGUAUUUUCGAUCGCCAUGACAAAGACUGCUACAACAAAAUCUUCGCUGAAUCGAACAACGUUGUCAAAAAAAAUUCAUCUCAAAAAAAAUAAUUUUGGAUAUAAUAUUUUAAAUAAUUAUUUCUUAUAAUAUCUGCAUUUAAAAUCAAAUACACAUUUUUAAAUU
Molecule: messenger RNA, 2555 nt
Organism: Acyrthosiphon pisum (pea aphid)
Lineage: Eukaryota; Metazoa; Arthropoda; Insecta; Hemiptera; Aphididae
Exons: 2
Coding region: 740-2482 (580 amino acids)
Source: RefSeq, a predicted model, not a curated record